GACGCUCUGAUCUUCAUCAUGAAGCAUGCACAGACUUUCUGCUUCAAGUGGAACGCCGUGAUUCUGUGCUCUGUGAGUCUGAUGAUUAACGGCGCAGAUAAGCAGCACUAAAGUCAAUAAGAGAGCGACCGGCGUCAUGGAGGAGAACGAGGAAGUGCAGAGAGACUGGAAAUCACUGGAGCCGAGUCACGAGGUGAAGAUCUUCCUCACGGUGCUGUACAGCCUCAUCCUCAUCCUCGGCAUCCUGGGAAACAGCGUCACCAUCCACGUGUCUCAGCGGCUGCAGCGCAGCGGAUACCUGCAGAAGACCGUGACGGAUCACAUGCUGAGUCUGGCCUGCUCUGACCUGCUGGUGCUGUUGAUCGGGAUGCCUGUGGAGCUCUACAGCGCCAUCUGGUUCCCCUUCUCGUCCUCGUCCGGCGACGCCGCCUGCAGGAUCUACAGCUUUCUGUUCGAGGCCUGCAGCUACGCCACCGUCCUCAACAUCGCCUCGCUGAGCUUCGAGCGCUACCUGGCCAUCUGCCACCCGUUCCGCUAUAAAGCGCUGUCGGGCCGGCGCUCCACGGCGCUGCUGCUGGGGGCCUGGAUCUGCUCAGUGCUCGUGGCUCUGCCACUGCUUGUGGCCACAGGAACCGAAGGCUUGGCCCCUGAGGGCCGGCAGGGGCCCGCACAGAACCUGACCUUCUGCACUAAUCUGAGCCAGCACUGGGUCAUGUACCGCACCAGCAUCUUCAUCGCAUUCGCGCUCUAUCUGAUUGUUCUGAGCGCCGUGGCCUUCAUGUGCAGAGCCAUGAUUGCUGUUCUGCGGGCCCGGAUGGGACCCAACGAGUCCGGAGCCAGCGGAGCUGCACACAGCAUUCCCAAACACGAGAGCGCCCGGCUGAAAGCGGCCCGUAAGCAGACCAUCCUCUUCCUCGUGCUGAUCGUCUGCGCUCUGCUCGUGUGCUGGAUGCCCAAUCAGAUCCGCAGGCUGAUGACGGCGGCGGUGCCCAAGUCAGCGUGGACCGUGAGUUACCUGCGCAGCUACGUGAAGCUUCAUCCAGUGGCCGACAGCUUCUUCUACCUGAGCUCGGUGCUGAACCCGCUGCUGUAUAACCUGUCCUCGCGCCAGUUCCGCUCGGCGUUCCGGCAGACGCUCCUGUGCCGUCUGUCGCUGCAGCACGCCAACAAAAGAGCACUGGAGAGCAGCCUGGCCUCCAAGAGCUCCAGAAACACAUCACGGCCCCUACAGCACCGAUCUCUGGGCCGCAUACGGGCCGUCACCGCCGACAGAUCCAUCGAUUCAUCGUCAGCAGAGAGACAAAGCCUUCCGAAACCCACUGACCGACCGCUGACCUCUGAACCACAGGAGGACGAGAUCAGCCAACCUACUGCACUACCUGACCCUAACUGAUGGACAAACCACUGGAGAACACUGCAGACCAUUGAAGACCACUGUAGAACACUUCAGACCACUGUAGACCACUGCAGAACACUUCAGACCACUGUAGACCACUGCAGAACACUAUAGAACACUGUAGAACACUUCAGACCACUGUAGACCACUUCAGACCACUGUAGAACACUUCAGAACACUGUAGAACAUUGUAGAACACUUCAGACCACUGUAGACCACUUCAGACCACUGUAGAACACUUCAGAACACUGUAGAACACUUCAGAACACUGUAGAACAUUGUAGAACACUUCAGACCACUGUAGACCACUUCAGACCACUGUAGAACACUUCAGAACACUGUACACCACUGUAGAACACUUCAGACCACUGUACACCACUGUAGACCACUUCAGACCACUGUAGACCACUUCAGACCACUGUAGAACACUUCAGACCACUGUAGACCACUGUAGACCACUGCAGAGCACUUCAGACCACUGUACACCACUGUAGAACACUUCAGACCACUGUAGAACACUUCAGACCACUGUAGACCACUGUAGACCACUGCAGAACACUUCAGACCACUGUAGAACACUUCAGAACACUGCAGACCACUGUAGAACACUUCAGACCACUGCAGACCACUGUAGAACACUGUAGAACACUUCAGACCAAUGUAGACCACUGCAGACCACUCUAGAACACUUCAGACCACUGCAGAACACUGUAGAACACUUCAGACCACUGUAGACCACUCUAGAACACUGCAGACCACUGUAGACCACUGCAGACCACUUCAGACCACUGUAGACCACUUCAGACCACUGUAGACCACUCUAGAACACUUCAGACCACUCUAGAACACUUCAGACCACUGUAGACCACUGCAGACCACUGUAGACCACUGCAGACCACUCUAGAACACUGCAGACCACUGCAGACCACUUCAGACCACUGCAGACCACUGUAGAACACUGUAGAACACUUCAGACCAAUGUAGACCACUGCAGACCACUCUAGAACACUGCAGACCACUGCAGACCACUCUAGAACACUGCAGACCACUGCAGACCACUCUAGAACACUGCAGACCACUGCAGACCACUGCAGACCACUGUAGAACACUGCAGACCACUGUAGAACACUUCAGAUCACUGUAGACCACUGCAGACUAAUUAAAUCCUAGACAUUAACUCGAGGGAAUCUGUGCUAAGUCUGUUUGUGUCAACAUCACUGACAUUCACAGUAUUUUAAUAAAGGGUUAUAGAGCAAAGAUGCUGAGCCUAACUAACCCGUGUUAACCAGCUAAACCGGUAAGUGAGGGGAGGUGAGAGCGCUCUCUGUGGACGAACUGAAGAGUCUCACACGAUGUAACACGAUGGGAGUUCAGCUCAAACUGUCUCAGCUGGACAUGAAGAAGCGCAGCAGCAUCAGAACUGAAUCAGGAUCUGAAUCUGAUCUCAUUCGCUGAGAUGCUUCUGGGCUCAUCAUGCAUCCUAUCUGGACGAGUUAGUGUUUGAAAAAGCCAAACUAUGACUUAUACC
Molecule: messenger RNA, 2924 nt
Organism: Sinocyclocheilus anshuiensis
Lineage: Eukaryota; Metazoa; Chordata; Actinopteri; Cypriniformes; Cyprinidae
Product: G-protein coupled receptor 39-like
Exons: 2
Coding region: 137-1393 (418 amino acids)
Biological process (GO): G protein-coupled receptor signaling pathway
Cellular component (GO): membrane
Molecular function (GO): G protein-coupled receptor activity
Source: RefSeq, a predicted model, not a curated record